Diplodia corticola is the source of this 2430-nucleotide messenger RNA. Its product is annotated as atp-binding subfamily b. Bases 1 to 2430 code for a protein of 809 amino acids. Gene Ontology annotation, molecular function: ATP hydrolysis activity; ABC-type transporter activity; ATP binding. NCBI's taxonomy places the organism in Eukaryota, Fungi, Ascomycota, Dothideomycetes, Botryosphaeriales, Botryosphaeriaceae. Gene Ontology annotation, biological process: transmembrane transport. The transcript has 8 exons. Gene Ontology annotation, cellular component: membrane. The record is from RefSeq and is a predicted model, not a curated record.
AUGAGCUCCCUGGCUUUGAGCAUAGUCCUCUGGACCUAUCCCGUCUCCUUUUGCCUAGUCGCCCUUGUGGCCAACUGCUACGAGGUUCUGUACAAGCCGAACGAACCCGCAGGCAAAGUCAACAGUCGGCGCUUGGCGAAGGCAGACAAGACAUUGUUCCUGCUUCAUAUCAGCCUCGUCAUUCUUCUAGCAGUCAACACCUAUUUGGCCGGAUAUGGGACGCUCAAGGGGGCAAGCGGGCCAUUGUUUGCCAACGAGGCGUACCUGGGCUCCAUGCUCUCUGUACUCUUGGUCUUCUGCAGCACGCUUCUCCCCGACCCGGAUAUCCCGUACUCGCCGAGUCGACCCAACCUCCAAACAUGGGUGCUGAGUACCUCGUACGAAGUAGCCAUCCUGCUCAUGUGCCUGACCGCACCCUUGGACUCGGAUAUAAGAAGACAGACCGCGCUGGCCGUGACAUGCGAAGCGCUGGGGGCCGCCCGCGUCGUGGUGCUGGGCGCAAUGUCUGCGCUCUUCCUGCUCAGUCGACGCAGAGUCGACGACGACGACGAGCGCGAAUCACUGCUCAGCCAAGAACAAAGCGUGCAACACUAUGGUUCUGCGGCGGCGGCGGCCAACCCUCGUUCGAAGGAUGCACAGACAGUAUCCGCCUUCGACUACCUGGCCGGAUUCCGGGACCUCCUUCCAUAUCUUUGGCCGUCGGACUCACGCCUGCUGCAGGCCCGCGCGGUGUUUUGUUUCGGCCUUCUGGCGGCACAACGCGUCGUCAACAUCAUGGUACCGCACCAACUGGGCAUUGUAGUCGACCACCUCGGAAAGGGCAAGCUACCGCUCAAAGAGAUCUCCAUGUACGUCAUCUACCGCGGACUGCAGGGCCAACAGGGCGUCAUCGGCUCGCUGCGGGCCAUCCUCUGGAUCCCCAUCAGCCAGUCCGCCUACCGUCGCCUCACGACUGCCGCAUUUGAGCACGUCAUGAAGCUCUCGCUGGACUUUCAUCUGAGCAAGCGCAUUGGCGAAGUCAUCAGCGCGCUCAGCAAGGGCAGCGCCAUCAACACCUUCCUCGAUGGCCUGAUCUUCCAGCUCUUCCCCAUGGUGUUUGACCUGUUCAUCGCGGCUCUGUACUUCUUCAUUGCGCUGGAUGCCUUCUACGCCAUCAUCGUCGUCUCGGUCAUGUGGUUCUAUCUGUUCAUCACCAUCUACAUGGCCAAAUACCGCGGACGGGCGAGGCGAGAAGCCGCAACGAGGGACCGCGAAAUGGAAGCUGCCAAGACGGAUGCCAUCAUGUCGUACGAAACCGUGCACCACAACAGCGCUCUUCCCCUCGAGCUUUCCAGAUUCCAACGCCUCGUGAAGCGCUUCCAGACGGCCGAGUAUUCCGUCUUCUUCUCCCUCAACAUGCUGAACGCGGUGCAGAACUUCAUCUUCGUGCUCAGCGUCCUGCUGACCUGUCUCCUGGCGGCCUUCCAGAUCUCCGAAGGCAUGCACAAGGUCGCCAUGUUCGUCACAGUGCUCACGUACCUCGCCCAGCUCCAGGCGCCCCUCAACUUCUUCGGAAGCUUCUACACGCAGGUCCAGAACAACAUGGUCGACGCCGAGCGUAUGCUCGCCCUCUACAAAAUCGCGCCAUCAGUCGAGGACCGGCCACACGCCCAGCCCAUGGACGCAUGCGACGGGCGGAUCGCGUUCGAGCACGUCGACUUCGCGUACGACAAGCGCAAGCCGGCGCUGGUGGACGUGUCGUUCGAGAUCGCGCCGGGCACGACGACGGCGAUCGUGGGCGAGAGCGGCAGCGGCAAGUCGACGAUCCUGAAGCUGCUGUUCCGGUUCUACGAGAUCGACGGCGGCAGCGUCGCCGUCGACGGCGUCGACGUGCGCGACGUCUCCAUGGCCACGCUGCGCACCCACUUCGGCGUCGUGCCGCAGGACACGAUCCUCUUCAACGAGAGCAUCCGGUACAACCUCACGUACUCGAAGCCCGACGCCUCGUUCGAGGAGGUGCAGGAGGCGUGCAGGGUCGCGAGCAUCCAUGACAAGAUUAUGAACUUCCCGGAUGGGUAUGACACUGGCGUCGGCGAGCGAGGGCUCCGGCUUUCUGGUGGCGAGAAGCAGCGGAUUGCUAUUGCGCGCGCGGUGCUCAAGCGCCCGCAGAUCAUGCUGCUGGACGAGGCGACGGCAUCGCUGGACUCGCAGACGGAGCGUUUGAUCCAGGACGCCUUGAAGAGCGCGUGCAAGGGACGGACGACCAUCGCCAUCGCGCAUCGGCUGUCAACAAUCACCGAAGCGGAUCAAAUCAUCGUCAUGCAUCAAGGCCGCAUUGUGGAGAGGGGAACGCAUGAGGAGUUGCUUGAACUCAGGGGCAGAUACAGCUCGAUGUGGGAGAAGCAGACAAAGGCCGCUCCGGCUUCAGAGGAGAGCAAGAAGGAGUUAUAA